Habropoda laboriosa is the source of this 495-nucleotide messenger RNA. RefSeq lists its product as uncharacterized. The transcript has 3 exons. The coding region runs from base 1 to 495 and encodes 164 amino acids. The record is from RefSeq and is a predicted model, not a curated record. Lineage: Eukaryota; Metazoa; Arthropoda; Insecta; Hymenoptera; Apidae.
AUGACAAAAGGACUAAUUAUAUUCCUCAUUAUAACUAAAAUUCACUUAAAUUGUGGAUUGAAUAGUAACACAAAUUAUCAAUCAAGAGGACACGAGUUUAUUUUACAUAAAUGUAUAGCUAGUGUUCAAUUGAACAGAAAACAUCGAGACGAAGGAACAUCAAAUAUUAAUUCAAAUAAACCUGUUGAAUAUAUAUCGUUUACAAUGCGAGAGAAGAAUUCUACUUCCCGAGAAUUACAACCUGCACCCAAGUAUGUUAAUUCGGAAUUUAAUAAUAAUAAUUCAUAUACUAACUAUGAAACAGACAACAAUACGGGUGUAAAACGAUUUUCCACGAAAGGUAUAGAAAAUACGCCGAUAAGUACUUUAAAUAUUAAAUCAAUGAAAAGUUUAUUACCUAUAUUUACAAGAAAACGUUUGCUACCAGAACUUGAAAAUACAACCAGCAAAAUUAGAAAUUCAUCCCGCAGUGUUAUUGUUAUUAAGUCAUAUUAA